This is a messenger RNA of Megalopta genalis, 6122 nucleotides long. The record is from RefSeq and is a predicted model, not a curated record. Lineage: Eukaryota; Metazoa; Arthropoda; Insecta; Hymenoptera; Halictidae.
UGCACCACCUCUGCUCUGGUCUGGCAGCUUUGCUGGCACACCACCGCGUCCACGUUCGUCCGAGAGAGACGAAGCGAGAGAGAAACGGAGAGGGCCGAGCGGAGAGGGAGAGAGAGAGAGAGAGGGAUAGCCAGCGACCAAUACCGACGCAGGGGGAGGACGAGCCAAGCCGACUCGCGUUGGGCUAGGUCAGGUCUACCCGAGUUCCACACACUGCUCUCUGCGUGUGCCAUCCAAAGAGACCCCGAAGGCGGAGACCACCCUCGAAAAAAGGGUUGAAACGCGACGGUACUCACGGGGAAACGCGUGUCCGGUUUCCCGUCGAUUCCCGUUGAUUCGCGUUCGUCCAAGGUGGUUCGCGUGGUUCGCAUUUGUUCGUUAUUGUGCGCGCCGGUUUGCCGCGGAGUUAAUUCUCCGGUGGUGCUCUCGACGGAAAUCUGCGUCUCGUUCGCGUUCACGUUCUCGCUUACGACCAGUCGCGAGUUUGUCGGCGUUACCGUCCGCCGACGGCGUGCUCGCGGAAUCGGAAUCGGCUCGGUCCCUCGUUCGUCGGAAGGGGUGGAAAAAGCGUUGCCGAACGUUGUUUGAAAGACAACCACCGAUUUCGCUCGCGGUACUCGUGCGCUUCUCUCGACCGAUCGACCGGCUCACCCCCGUCCGAGUUGGAGCGGUUUUGCGUCCCGGUUGUUACACCUGGGAAAGUAAAAUAGGGCCGGAGGAGGGGGCGCGAGACGGAAAGAGGUGAAGCACGUCCAAGUUGUUGGUUCUGCGGUCGCGAGCGCGCGCGCGUGUGUGUGUGUAGGUGCGUGGUGUGACUCGUGCGUGUACGCGCGAGUGUGUGCGCUAGGGGGUGGUGCAUUCGAAAGGAGAGUGAGAAGAAGCGCGUGUGCUUUCCCGGACGAUCUCUUCUCCGGUCGGUCACGACCGGAAUCGAGCCGGAAUCGAACUCGAAUCGAAGCCGAUUCGAGGAGAGCCGACCGGCCGCGGUGGGGCGAGGAGGAUCGAGGGGAUACCUCGGUGCGAUCGCCGCGGAUCCUUCCGAGCAUAGUUGUUGACAAACAACGAGAACGGAGAGUGCGAGUGGUUGAUCGAGUCGGGUGCAACGGCAGCACCGAUCCCAACUUCUUUUCCUCGAUGUCCUGAUAAUCGAUAAGCGUCGUAUAGGUGGCAGAGGACCGCCUAGGUCGGCAGCGAUCGGCCUUAUCGACGUCGAGAUUUCGCCUUGCCUUCGGACAUUUUCAAAUAAAUGUUGAGCAACACCGGCGCGUUUCGUCCCUCGACGCGAGGCCGCUGCUCCAGGCACCCGAGUCUGCCCAGAGUCGUCGGGAUGCCGAUCUCCCUUAAGAAUCACAGGAUCACGUAAAGAUACCGGGCACCAGGAGUACCUCCCCCUCGCCGCGACCGCGAAGCAAGCAGAAACGAGACCGAGCACAGGAGAGGAGAGGGCAGGGAUCGCAGAUCGCAGGUCGCAGGUCGCAGAUCGCAGUCGACGACUCGCGGGUCGCGAACCGAUGCGUCAAAAGGCUGAAGGAUGGAGGCCAGCGAGUGGGAUCACGCGACCUUGAGGGAAGAGGAAUUCGAGCAGCAUGCCGUGUAUUUGGUACCGGACGUGGGGGCGUCGCCAGGCGACGCGAACCGCGCUGAAGCGUCCCUGCCGAGAAAUUUGGUCCUCAAGCCUUCUCAGGCCCUCCACGAUGUACGUUCCUCCGCCAAAGAAUCAUUUCUCGAGAUCUCCUCGGUGUUGGGCGUUUGGAGCACCAGUUACAUACCGAAGGGGACCCGGUUCGGUCCGCUGGUGGGACAAGUGUACACCAAGGACUCGGUGCCGGCCGACGCGAACCGGAAAUACUUCUGGAGGGUGUACAAGAACAACGAGCUGUUCUACUACAUCGACGGUUACGACGUCCAGAAAUCAAAUUGGAUGCGUUACGUAAACCCGGCUUAUUCGUCCGAAUCGCAGAACCUAAUAGCAUGCCAGUAUAAGAUGAACAUUUAUUUUUACACGAUCAAGCCGAUACUACCGAACCAGGAGCUGUUGGUCUGGUACUGCAGAGAGUUCGCGGAGAGGCUCAAUUACCCGUUAACGGGCGAGCUGAUGCUUCAAAGAAUACGACAACAAGUACAACAAUCGGCGCUGCCGAACGAGCUGCCGCCGACCGUGGACGCGGUCUCGCCGCUGAAGGACCCGUCGAUCUACGAGAGACGGUCGCAGAUGACGCCGACCGACGGAUCGGUGAGGUCGGACGAGGGCUACCACUCGAACGGCUACCACGACGAGGUGCUCACGCCGCCGGAGGAGAGCAGCGAGUCCGACUCGGAGAACAACUACGUGCUGGACUUCAGCAAGAACUCGAAGACGUCGGUGUGCAGCAACGAGGUGCUCGACAAGCAGGACAACGCGGCCGCGAAGAACGAGUACAGGAAGGUCAAGAUCAAGAUCACGAAGACCUACGGGAACUUCCAGGCCGCGAAGACGGGGCUGGACGGUGCCGUGAAGGACAAGGACCAAGAACUGUCGAGCAGAGCGGUGACCCCCGAGCUGCAGAAGUCGGUCUCGCCGAUGCUGCUGCAGAAGAACGCGGUGCUCUCGACUGUCGCCGAGGAUGAGAUCCACGAGAAGAACGCGAAACCGUUCUACGAGCCGGAGGUCAAGGGCAACAUGCCCGGCUCCGGGAGACCGGCCUACCUGGCCAGUCCAAGCAGUUCCAUCCUCGAAAACAUCCUACUGCGCAGCAGCACCGAUAACAAUAACAACAGCCACAGCCACAGCCAUCACCACAACGGCGCGCUGCAGCACCACCAACAGCAGCAACAGCAGCAGCAGCAGCAACAACAACAACAACAACAGCAGCAGCAGCAGCAGCAACAACAACAACAACAACAGCAACAGCAGCAACAGCCACACCAUCAGAUCCACCAUCAGANGGAAGAAAACCUUAAAGCGAAACCCGCGAAGCCAUUGAUGCCUCACUCGGAUCGCGCCGGAUUCCGAAGCAAACGGCACCGCGUUGCUUGUCCGCGUGUCCGGCUUUCGUUCGCGGACCCCUUGAAACGGCGGGGCCACGGACUGUCUAAAAUCGCUGCUUUCCGUCGACAGGUGUACAAGAACAACGAGCUGUUCUACUACAUCGACGGUUACGACGUCCAGAAAUCAAAUUGGAUGCGUUACGUAAACCCGGCUUAUUCGUCCGAAUCGCAGAACCUAAUAGCAUGCCAGUAUAAGAUGAACAUUUAUUUUUACACGAUCAAGCCGAUACUACCGAACCAGGAGCUGUUGGUCUGGUACUGCAGAGAGUUCGCGGAGAGGCUCAAUUACCCGUUAACGGGCGAGCUGAUGCUUCAAAGAAUACGACAACAAGUACAACAAUCGGCGCUGCCGAACGAGCUGCCGCCGACCGUGGACGCGGUCUCGCCGCUGAAGGACCCGUCGAUCUACGAGAGACGGUCGCAGAUGACGCCGACCGACGGAUCGGUGAGGUCGGACGAGGGCUACCACUCGAACGGCUACCACGACGAGGUGCUCACGCCGCCGGAGGAGAGCAGCGAGUCCGACUCGGAGAACAACUACGUGCUGGACUUCAGCAAGAACUCGAAGACGUCGGUGUGCAGCAACGAGGUGCUCGACAAGCAGGACAACGCGGCCGCGAAGAACGAGUACAGGAAGGUCAAGAUCAAGAUCACGAAGACCUACGGGAACUUCCAGGCCGCGAAGACGGGGCUGGACGGUGCCGUGAAGGACAAGGACCAAGAACUGUCGAGCAGAGCGGUGACCCCCGAGCUGCAGAAGUCGGUCUCGCCGAUGCUGCUGCAGAAGAACGCGGUGCUCUCGACUGUCGCCGAGGAUGAGAUCCACGAGAAGAACGCGAAACCGUUCUACGAGCCGGAGGUCAAGGGCAACAUGCCCGGCUCCGGGAGACCGGCCUACCUGGCCAGUCCAAGCAGUUCCAUCCUCGAAAACAUCCUACUGCGCAGCAGCACCGAUAACAAUAACAACAGCCACAGCCACAGCCAUCACCACAACGGCGCGCUGCAGCACCACCAACAGCAGCAACAGCAGCAGCAGCAGCAACAACAACAACAACAACAGCAGCAGCAGCAGCAGCAACAACAACAACAACAACAGCAACAGCAGCAACAGCCACACCAUCAGAUCCACCAUCAGACGCACGUGGACUCGGUGACUCCACCGCCGUCCAGCCCGACGGAGAUGGCCUACUCGUACAAAAAGUCCCAUCGCUACGGGAAUAUUCUCCCGUGCAGCCCGGACUCGAGCUCGAAUCUGCCGAUGCAAGCGGACGCGUGCGUGAACUCGACCACCAGCGGGAACAGCGCCCUGCCGAUGCAGAGUCCGACGAGCGACCUGCACUCGAGCACCGGCAGCCUGCACUCGAGCACCGGGAACCUGCACUCGAGCACCGGCCCGGGGAACGCGGGGCUGCAAUCGCACCCAGGGAGCAUCCAUUCGUCCAGCAACGCGAGCAAUCACCAUUCGAGCCACUCGAACGCGAGCGUGCUGUCGUCGAGCACGAUCCUGACGUCGACCAGCGGCAUCCACUCGUCCGCGGCGAGCAGCAGCUGCCCGGCCAAGAGGAAGACCAAGUCGCCGUCGCCGAGCGGGACGCCCCAAGGGGCCGCGACCACCUCGACGAUCCUCUACUCGAGCUCCGGUGGCUGUCAGAUCGAGUCGAGCCCGGUUUACCCGAGCUCGGCCGCGAGCAGCAACCAGAGCGUGUCGCCGAUCUCGCCGAUCCAGUCGCCGUCCUCGUAUCCGUACGGCAUCUACCAUCAGAACGGCUCGUUGCACCACAACGUCGCCCCGUUGUCGAUCAACUGCACCGCCUACUCGCCGACCCCGAGCGGGAACGUCGUCUACGAGAGGCCGGACGGCAGGAGGCUCGAGGCGGCGACCAGCAGCCACCAGCUGCCGACCUCCUCCACCAUGCAGAUCGACACCAACCAGGCGUUGAUCGCCAGCACGCACAACCUUCACCUCGGCCACCAUCCCGGGCUCACCAUCCACGCGAACUCCUCCUUGAACCGAUACUCGCCCGCGAGCUCCCUCUCACCGGACGACCACGGCUGCUCGCAGAGCGGCUCCCUCAGCCCCAACUCCCAGGGGUCCAGGGGCUACAGGUCGUUGCCCUACCCGCUCAAGAAGAAGGACGGCAAGAUGCACUACGAGUGCAACGUAUGCUGCAAGACCUUCGGCCAGCUAUCGAACCUCAAGGUGCACCUGAGGACGCACUCCGGCGAAAGGCCGUUCAAGUGCAACGUCUGCACCAAGAGCUUCACCCAGCUGGCCCACCUCCAGAAGCACCAUCUCGUGCACACCGGUGAGAAGCCCCACCAGUGCGAGAUCUGCAAGAAGAGGUUCAGCUCGACCUCGAACCUGAAGACGCACCUGAGACUGCACUCGGGCCAAAAGCCGUACGCCUGCGACCUGUGCCCCGCGAAGUUCACUCAGUUCGUUCACCUGAAGCUACACAAGAGGUUACACACGAACGAGAGGCCCUACACCUGCCAGGGCUGCGACAAGAAGUACAUUAGCGCGAGCGGCCUCAGGACCCACUGGAAGACGACCAGCUGCAGGCCGAACAACAUCGAGGACGAGCUCGCCUUGGCCGCGGCGGUCGGCUCGCCGACUUACUACGAGUACGGGCCCGACAUGAAUGUCGGUAACAUUCCGAAGGAAUGCGAACUGGAGCACAUCGAGAACUACGAGAGGCACGGAUCGACGCACGGAUCUACGCACGGGCCGCACUCCACGUCCCUGCACAACCUGGAGAACUCCGUGGGCAGGCCGAGCGUCAUAGAGACCUCCCAGCCUCACAUAAUCGAGUGCACCUAAGAACGGGGGUAUGAGCCCUUUCGCUCCAGCGCAGAACCUAGCCGUGGAAUAGUAAACGAGUUGCUCACGACAGACGAAACGUACUCGUACCCCUGCUUCCCUUUCGAGAGCUAUUCCCGGAACUGUAAUUUUCUGAAAUUUGAUUCGUCGUAAGCAGCGUGUGUAAUGAUCACGAACUGAGUGUAUAAAGAACGGUGGGGUUUCGGGUGGGGUCGGGGUUGGGGGAUGUGACAAACAGGGAGAAAGAGAAAAAAAAGAGAGAGAGAGAGACAGA